Nannospalax galili (Upper Galilee mountains blind mole rat) is the source of this 2963-nucleotide messenger RNA. RefSeq names its product protein NDRG3. Gene Ontology annotation, biological process: signal transduction. Gene Ontology annotation, cellular component: cytoplasm. The record is from RefSeq and is a predicted model, not a curated record. NCBI's taxonomy places the organism in Eukaryota, Metazoa, Chordata, Mammalia, Rodentia, Spalacidae.
CAUCCUCAGCGCGCACGCGCGGCGAAUCGCUUCCCUCCGCCCCCGGUUGCUGCCGCUGCUCCUGCGGCUUCUCCAGACUGACGGCCCGCGCUCGCACCUCAGAUAUUAUAAAACUGCUCACUGGCAAGGGCUGAAGAUGGCAGGAACUGAGAAAAAUUGUGUCUCUGGAAGAAUGCAUGAGCUUCGUCCAUAUGUGGAAGGCUGGUGAUCUGUACUGCAGUACUCUCUUGCCAUGCUGGGCAGAGGCAGCAAACAACAGCACCUGGCACGCCCCAGUCCCUACCCACACUCCAUAGGGUGGGAUGUGAAGCUGUGAAAUGGUGUGACUACCAGGAUGUGAAGAAGUUUGGAGGCUACUAGAGCCUGUUUGCCUUCACUGUCCUCAGCACCCUGAGCAGGACUGGUCGACACAAGUUACUGAUUUAUUCUUGAGAUUCUUCUGCUCUGAUUAUCCUCAUGGAUGAACUUCAGGAUGUUCAACUCACAGAGAUUAAACCACUUCUAAAUGAUAAGAAUGGCACACGAAACUUCCAGGACUUUGACUGUCAGGAACAUGACAUAGAAACACCCCAUGGUAUGGUCCACGUCACCAUAAGAGGCUUACCAAAGGGAAACAGACCAGUUAUCCUGACAUACCAUGACAUUGGACUCAACCAUAAAUCCUGUUUCAACACAUUCUUCAACUUUGAGGAUAUGCAAGAGAUCACCCAGCACUUUGCUGUCUGUCAUGUGGAUGCCCCAGGCCAACAGGAAGGGGCACCCUCCUUCCCAACAGGUUUGAAAAGCAUCAUUGGUAUUGGAGUUGGAGCUGGAGCCUACAUCCUCAGCAGAUUUGCACUCAACCAUCCAGAGCUUGUAGAAGGUCUUGUGCUCAUUAACAUUGACCCAUGUGCUAAAGGCUGGAUUGACUGGGCAGCUUCCAAACUCUCAGGCUUGACAACCAACAUUGUGGACAUAAUUUUGGCUCAUCACUUUGGGCAGGAAGAGUUGCAAGCCAACUUGGACCUGAUUCAAACCUACAGGCUGCAUAUUGCCCAAGACAUCAACCAAGAAAACCUACAGCUCUUCCUGGGUUCCUAUAAUGGACGCAGAGACUUGGAGAUUGAAAGACCUAUACUGGGUCAAAAUGAUAACAGAUUGAAAACGUUAAAGUGUUCUACUUUACUGGUGGUAGGGGACAAUUCACCUGCUGUUGAGGCCGUGGUUGAAUGUAAUUCUCGCCUCAACCCUAUAAAUACAACUUUGUUAAAGAUGGCAGACUGUGGAGGACUGCCCCAAGUCGUUCAGCCUGGGAAGCUCACCGAGGCCUUCAAGUACUUUUUGCAGGGAAUGGGCUACAUCCCGUAUGUGCAUCUCAGUCACCUCAACAGCGAGUCAGUACCAUCUGCCAGCAUGACCCGGCUCGCCCGAUCACGAACCCACUCGACCUCAAGUAGCAUCGGCUCUGGAGAAAGUCCCUUUAGCAGGUCUGUGACCAGCAAUCAGUCAGAUGGAACUCAAGAAUCCUGUGAGUCCCCUGAUGUCCUGGACAGACACCAGACCAUGGAGGUCUCCUGUUAAGCAGAUGUUCCUCCCUGGACCAUGCAAGUCCCUCCACUCCAUAAUAGAACAUUUCACCCUGUCAGCUGGCCUCCACUUUCUUUCACUCAUGCAUGGCCACAGAACCUCUCUCUAAUAACCUGGAUUUAUCAUUCUCUGCCCGCACCCCUUUUUGUAUGUACCAAGAACUACACCCAUGCCAUUACUGUAACAUUCCAACAUACUGAGCUGAUCCGGUCUCCACAUCUUCUCUUGCCAGCUUUUCCCUGUGCUUCCUCAACUAUGUAUCCGAUAAGAUUCUUUGAUUCCCAACUCCAUGUGUGUGUGAGCACGUGUGUGUGUCUGUGUGUGCAUAGUUCUGUGAUUUUAGACAUGCUUUCUUGUAGGGCUUCUGCACAAAAAACAAAGGGACUUUUUUUUUUUUGCAUUCUUGGUGGUGUUUUUAAGGAAAAGAUGCAGAGCAGAUAUCUAGGUGAUUUAGGACACAAGAUUGGUUUUGGUUCCAUGUGGGCAACAAGAUUUGCAGAGUGAAUUUAGGAGAGAGCGGGUCUGAGGAAGUGGGACGUUGUAAUUACUGGCCAGACCAUUGAUUAUGACCAGUUCCAUAGAUAGGCAGGCAGGGUGGCAGCCGCCUUCUCUGUCCAAAUGGAUCCAUAUCUGCUAUUGUGUAAGUAAAGGAGAGAAUGCGGCCUGCUGGAAGCCCCUGAGUGAUGAGGUCUGCUACACCAUGGAGUUUUCUCCAAAGGAGAAGCCUAACUGUUAGAUUCUCUUAGCCCAGGAAGAUGGAAAACAAAACACCCAAGGUCCACUCUGCAGAGCAAAACUACUGUCCCUGCAGCAUCUGAUACCACUUACCAAACAUGCCCAUGUCUGUAGGAAGUGCCUCCCAGGUCUGUGAUGGAGAGCGGUUCUCCAUCCCUCAGUCCCAGUAAAGGGAGGAGUAUGGUUUAAACAUCAUGUUGAUGAUGAGGAGCUGAGAAGGCAAAAGGGAGAACUGUUAACACAAUGUCAUGAUGAGUAAGUGUAGCUACGUUUCAGCAGACAUAAUGAAGCCAAGUUACAUUGAUGUGGAACCCAUUUCUGGGAAAGUCUUAAUUGUGUGAUGUCCCUUUUGUAAGAGGGAAGGAGACAAUCUCAGAGCAGCUCCGUCCAGGUAGAAAUAUUUGGCCCCCUGCCUGCUGUAGGUAAGGGGUCACACCAGCCAGGGAGAGCCUCUGGGAUGAGGUUGAAAGUACCUGGAGACUAGCCACCACACAGGGCUCCACUCUCAAAAGUACCGAGAUGUGAACUCAGAGUCACAUGGUUCUGAAUCUGGGGAAGAGACUUUUCACACACUCUUUGCUUUCUGCUAAGAUAAGGAAUGUGUCACUCUGCUAGAGUAUGACUUUUUACAGGUUAAAUAAAGCUGUAUAUGUCUCACUGUU